Messenger RNA from Aphanomyces astaci, 582 nucleotides. RefSeq lists its product as hypothetical. The coding region runs from base 1 to 582 and encodes 193 amino acids. The record is from RefSeq and is a predicted model, not a curated record. The transcript has a single exon. Lineage: Eukaryota; Oomycota; Saprolegniomycetes; Saprolegniales; Verrucalvaceae.
AUGUCUGCUUUUCAGCGCAUCUUCCGAUGCCACGAAUUACUGGACGUUAUCACAUCGUUCCAGCCUGGCUCGCCCCAGGACCUCCACGUUUUUCUCCCCCUUAGCUACCCCAAGAUCAACUUUGGUACACCCGUUUCCCAACACGACAUGUUUCUCGUCAAGCUUUCGUUUGCGUCCGUGCAUGCUGCCAUUAAACCAUGGUAUCUCAUAUAUGGCGUGACGCGGCUCUCAAAACUCGUGACGUGUGUCCCUCAAUUGAUCGACCUUUUCUUCGCCGACGCAGUGUUCUUUGGUGAAGUGGCCAUCGUGACGCUACUGUUACGACUCGUACAGUCGACUCCCACACCGCUACCAUUGAAACGCGAUGCGCUUACAGUCGCCGCCAUGAACGGCCAAGUGGACAUGUUUCAGCAUCUGCAACAGUGGCAAUACCGAAACGUUUCGACGAACGUGAUGACGUGGGCUACGCACGGAGGCCACUUAGCCAUGUUGCAGUACCUCCACGAACAACACGCCACUGGCGCGUCUGCACAGACUAUGGAUAUGGCGGCGCGCAAUGGACAUUUGCAUGUGGUGCAGUGA